Brassica oleracea var. oleracea is the source of this 2104-nucleotide messenger RNA. RefSeq names its product dynamin-related protein 4C-like. Gene Ontology annotation, cellular component: membrane; microtubule; cytoplasm. Lineage: Eukaryota; Viridiplantae; Streptophyta; Magnoliopsida; Brassicales; Brassicaceae. The transcript has 3 exons. Gene Ontology annotation, molecular function: microtubule binding; GTPase activity; GTP binding. The record is from RefSeq and is a predicted model, not a curated record. Bases 126 to 2081 code for a protein of 651 amino acids.
CAAAGGUUUACUUCGUGCAUAUAUCACUCAUACACCUCUAUAUAUAUCUUUUGAGUAUCUCAAAGAAUAAUCACAUUUAUCCUUAAAUCUCUUUUCUGUGUUUGUCUAGUCCACUCUAGUAGAAAAUGGGAGGCAGUAAGAAGCUUGUUGUCUCUAAAACUUCAUCUUCUCGUACUACUGUCAGCGCAAAUCCAAACAACAACAAAUCUAUUGCCAUUGAAUCACCGAUUGUGUCUUCUUACAAUGACCAGAUCAGGCCGUUGCUUGACACAGUGGAUCGGCUGAGGAACCUGAAUGUGAUGAAAGAAGGGAUCCAGCUUCCCACCAUUGUCGUAGUUGGAGACCAGUCCUCUGGAAAGUCCAGUGUUCUUGAGUCGUUGGAAGGAAUCAGUUUGCCUCGUGGGCAAGGAAUCUGCACUAGGAUCUGGCUGGAGUAUAGUGACAAAGUUGUUCCAACGAAUGAAGAACACAUUGCUGAAGCUAUUUGUGCUGCAACUGACGUGAUCGCUGGAUCUAGUAAAGGGGUCUCGGAUGCUCCCUUGACUCUCCACGUGAAGAAAGAUGGGGCUCCUGAUUUGACCAUGGUUGAUCUUCCUGGGAUAACUAGAGUUCCCGUGAAAGGACAGCCAGAGAAUAUCUAUGAGCAGAUCUCUGGGAUGAUAAUGAAGUACAUCAAGCCUCAAGAGUCCAUCAUCCUCAACGUUCUGUCAGCCACGGUCGACUUCACCACAUGUGAAUCCAUUCGAAUGUCCAGACAAGUUGACAAAACCGGCGAACGGACUCUGGCUGUUGUCACAAAUGCAGACAUGGCUCCUGAAGGUCUCCUUCAGAAAGUAACAGCAGACGAUGUGAGUAUUGGACUAGGUUACGUUUGUGUCAGGAACCGUGUAGGGGAAGAAACAUAUGAAGAAGCUAGAGAGCAAGAAGAGUUACUUUUCAAGACUCAUCCAUCGCUCUCCAUGAUUGAUGAAAACAUUGUCGGUCUCCCUGUUCUAGCUCAGAAGCUAAUACAAAUUCAAACAACCAUGAUUUCACGCUGCUUGCCUGAGAUUGUACGCAAGAUCAACCACAAGAUGGAAACCGCUGACCUCGAGCUAAAAAAACUGCCAAUGGAAAUGACUUCCAGUGGUGAUGCACUGAUGACACUGAUGGAUAUCAUCGCUUCUGCGAAAGAGUCUCUCCUAAGAAUCCUUAUCCAAGGAGAUUUCUCUGAGUUCCCUGAUAAUCAUAGCAUGCAUGGUACUGCUCGCCUGGCUGAUAUGUUAAGCAAGUUCUCAGAUGAUCUACAAGCAAAGCCUAAGCAAGUUAGAGAGUUCUUGAUCGAUGAGAUCAAAGUUCUUGAAGAAUGCAAAUGUGUUGGGCUUCCCAAUUUCACUCCGAGAUCAGCGUUCAUGGCUAUACUUUCACAACAUGUGGAUGACAUACAUGCAAAGCCGGUUGAGUUCAUCAAGAACAUAUGGGACUACAUCGAAGUUGUUCUCUCAUCAGUCAUCACCAAAUACUCUGAAAACAUUCCUCGAGUUCAACCUUCCAUCAAACGAGCUGGUCGAAAUCUCAUGAGCAAGAUCAAGGAACAAUCAGUGGAUAGAGUGAUUCAGAUCGUUGAGAUGGAAAAGCUUACGGACUACACAUGUAGCCCUGAGUACAUGAAGUCCUGGACGGAGAAGAUAGAUGCUCAGAAGAGUUUCGUCGAUGCGGUUUUGAACGACAAGACAAAACCUGAGAGCUUCUCUAUAAAUGGGUUCGGGAGUGUGAAGAUAUCGCAUCUGCGAGAGUAUCAUGCUCAUUUGCUGCAACAGGCGUUUGAUAUGAAGAUGAGGAUCACAUCCUACUGGAAGAUUGUGCUUCGUAGGAUUGUGGACAACCUUGCGCUCUACCUUCAGCUAUCUGUGAAGUAUUUCGUCAACACUCAGUUUCAGAAGGAGAUCGUGGCGGAGAUGGUGGAUCCUAAAGGCGGGGGAGGAGUAGAGAGGAUGUUAGAGGAGUCUCCGUCGGUGGCAAGCAAGAGGGAGAAGCUGGAGAAGAGUAUUAAGGUUCUGAAGGAGUCCAAGGAUGCUGUGGCUGCCACUGUUGAUCAAUAGUGACAUCACUGAUUGAUUUUUCU